Epinephelus lanceolatus (giant grouper) is the source of this 2795-nucleotide messenger RNA. NCBI's taxonomy places the organism in Eukaryota, Metazoa, Chordata, Actinopteri, Perciformes, Serranidae. The record is from RefSeq and is a predicted model, not a curated record.
UGGUAAGGCUGGCACACACUGUGCUCUGGACUGUGGAUCUGGAAUCGGUCGUGUGACCAAAGGCGUCCUCCUUCCUGUAUUUGAGAAAAUGGAGAUGGCGGACAUGAUGGAGCACUUCCUGCUCCAUGCGCACGAGGAGUACCUUGGCGACGAUGCCGAUCGCAUAGAGACCUACUACUGCUACAACCUGCAAGAGUUCACACCUCCAAAAAACAAGUAUGACGUCAUCUGGAUGCAGUGGGUGGCAUGCCACCUAACAGACAAGGACCUGAUGAACUUCUUGAUGCGCUGUAAGAAGAGUCUACAUCCAAACGGUGUCAUUAUAAUAAAAGACAAUAUGGCGCGGCAGGGCUGCAAGCUGGACCCCAUCGAUAGCAGCAUCAGCCGUCACCUGGACAUCAUGAAGAUUAUCAUCGCCAAGGCAGGUCUGGAGAUCCUGGCUGUGAAGAGGCAGGAAGGCUUCCCUGAGAUCAUCAUGCCUGUCUGGAUGAUUGCGAUGAAAUAGAAGUGACAUCUGCUGUAAAAAGGUUCCGGUUGUUGUUGCUCAAUUCGAAAGGGAAUCCAACCUAAAGCUGAAUUCACAUUUUAUUCCUCUUUUGUUUAAGUCUAGAUUUGUGAUCACGUCUCUGAAAACCACACUAACACUGCUAAAAAUCUACACAAUGUCAUCAGGAGAUAAAUCCUGAACUGGCGGUGUGCACAGCAUGAUGGCACCUGGGGUGAUUUUAUGGAGAAAGUAGUUCUGCUCAGCACUGAAAUGAAAUAAAGCUUUUAUGUGGACAUUAACCUUCUACAGAGGCACUCUGUAUGUCCACAAAGCCAAGCUGUAAUUUAUUGUCAGCCGACCACCUCCUGGGGUUUGUCUCUUGAUGACAUCGAAGAUCAGGUCUCUGGAGAGUAACUGUUGGUGGAGCUUGUUCCUGUCUGAACUACGAGGAUCAUUGGAAUAACAUGUGGAUUCAGAUGGUUUCUCCUCUGAGUGAAUGAUUUGUAUCCAUUUCUGACUGAAUCCAACAUGUUACAGCACAAGCAUAACAUAUCAUCAGCAAUGAUGUGUCAUGUUAGAUUUCUUAAAAAAAUAACAACAACAACAACAACAAACUACAUUUUCAUAUAUUAUAGCAUAUGAUGAACAUGCCAUCUGUAUCAGGAUACAUUAAUUGGACAAUGACAUUUACACUUCGUAUUGAGUGUUUUUUUUUGUUAUCUUGAAUCUGGCUGAUUGUGAUCAGAUCUUAAUUUGCAUGUUUAGACAGGAGUGGGUGAACCUGUCAAACUCUGGUUAUGUUAUCCUUGUCCCAGGUCAUUGCCGACCCAUGAGAGUGUCCCAAAGCAAUGCUGCUUGGUAUGGAUGUUUAAUGAGAACUGGAUACUAGAAUCGAAGAUGGCACCCACUCAAUUAGAUGAAAAUUGCUCACCGAGUGCAUAAGCCAGUAACAUGUUCUGGCUCUAGCUCGUUUUUUUCCAUGUUGUUUUACCCAUGGAACAUGUAGUCCCGCUGCCACUCCCUUUAUUAUGUGUAACUUUAAGUCUUAAAGUCUGGGUUAAGUUAAUUCAGAGAUUUUUUUAUUAACACAUCAUACAUGCUAGAAAAUACUUGUUGAAAAUAUGCUACGAGACUGGGAACUGUGUAGCACUGUGGAGUUAGACCAUUUUUCACCAUCUUUGGGAUUGUUUGGUAGGGCCUGAAAUCAUGGCUCGGUGAUGCACUGGAGCCAUCCUUAAUAUAACCCCUUACCAGCUUAAUACAAAACUGCAGUUUUGUAUCAAGCUGGUAAGGGGUUAUGUUGCUUGUGGCAACAAGCUUGUGGCACUGGUGCUAUGCGCUCUAAUGCCAUGGCAUUAGAGCGCAUAGCACCAGUGCCAAUACAUGAAUAAAUAACUCUGUUAAAUGCUACAAACAUACAAACACAAGCAAAAAGUCAUCACGGAUGUACCUUUUGGUCUUUCAGCCCAAAUGUGUGUGCUUUUGAUUAACAUUAGUGGCUGAACGAGAGUCUGUCGCUUCGCAGCGGCUCAUUCUUUGGCUCAGCACCAUCAGCAGACACGGCCGCAGCAUUUCAAAGCAGAGAAUACUUAUUAUUUUUUCAUGACUUUGAAACCUAAUUUCAUAUACUUGCAGGUUUUUUAAUUAUAUGACAGACUAUAAUGAAUUUAACUGGGUAAGUUAUAUAGAAAUUCAACCCCCGUACAGUUGUUGUGAUUGUUGAAAUUAGCUGUAGAGACUAAAACUGUUUUUUUUUCCUUUACCAGGUUGGUAACAUGUUUAUUUCUGCUAUAAAGUCGGGCAUUUUAACAUGGGGUCUAUGGAGAUUGACUUGCUCCUGCAGUCAGCCCCUAGUGGCCAAGCGAUGAACUGCAGUUUUCAACGCUUCUGCAUUAGCUAAAUUUUUUAGCCCACGAGAAUGCUGCUUGUUUUUGACAGGCAGCUUGAACAGGAAGAAGGGCAGUGAGGUGACCCAUUUACCAUUUUCAGAAGAUGGCCACAGACUGCAUUUUCUCCAGACCACCUCCAGAUGGGGUCUGGCCAAACUGAUUGUAUUCAGUGCUGCAUGCAUUUACAUCUGCAUUUGGUAUCCAGAUACAGAUCACAUAGUAAUACCAGGUAGAGAUGAGGUCUUAAUGUCACCUUUCAGUACAGCAUGUAGUUCACUGUUGCCUUAUAUUGCAGGAGAAAUAAUGUUCAUCCAGUGCACUUACAGUACAGGUUGGUCAGGUGUAUAUAUUUGUUUUUAAGUGUAUGUGUUUUAUACUUUUGCUUGUAAUAUUGCAAAUAAAUGUAGUUUUUAUAUCGA